Trichophyton rubrum CBS 118892 is the source of this 3437-nucleotide messenger RNA. RefSeq lists its product as uncharacterized. The transcript has 2 exons. Gene Ontology annotation, biological process: mitotic chromosome condensation. Bases 681 to 3437 code for a protein of 918 amino acids. Lineage: Eukaryota; Fungi; Ascomycota; Eurotiomycetes; Onygenales; Arthrodermataceae. The record is from RefSeq and is a predicted model, not a curated record. Gene Ontology annotation, cellular component: condensin complex; condensed chromosome.
AUUCCAGAGGAGCCUGCCUUACCCACAACCUCUGCGUCUCUUCGGUCAAAUGUUGUCGAAAUAUUUGCGGAUGCGCAGCGCGCAAUCACAGGCCAUAGGAAACUUGCCAUUAAGUUGAGGAAAAUUCAGGAAGUUUGCUGUGGACUCCGGGUAUCUAAAGUGGAUGGGAAAAAAGGCUCCCGUCUCAGCGAAAUUCCUGACUUAGCCGGCGGCGGACUUCCAGAAAAGGAGCUAAACAUCGAGAUUUGCCGAUGUUUAAUUCGAGUAGUCCCAGUAAAGAAAGCCGAAGGAGCGGCCGAUAGGGUUAUCAAGUUUCUUGGAACAUUCUUGAAAGCUGCCACUGAUAAAGGUAAGCAUAUCAAUUUGUUGACUGAGUUGAAAAAAUCAAACUAUGGAAUUGACUUAAUUGCUUAGACCUUGAGAUUUAUUCUGACGAUGAUCCCGAUGAGACGCGCGGCUUACCGGAAACCCCUUCUUCGCGGCUUACAUUCACAAUCGUGUCCACACUCAUCCCACUACUUGCCGCAAAGGAUAAGACAGUUAGAUACAGGACGACCCAGAUCAUCUCGCACAUUGUGAAUUCAUUAGAUUCCAUUGAUGACGAACUUUAUAACUUGAUACGCCAGGGACUUGUCAAAAGGAUCAGAGAUAAAGAGCCUACUGUUCGUGUACAAGCAGUUAUGGGACUUGGCAGACUGGCAGGGAAUGAUGAGGAGGAUGAGGAAGGAAACAAUGGAGACAACCCCUCAGCUCUGUUGGAAAAGCUUCUUGAUGUACUUCAAAAUGAUACCAGCGCGGAAGUACGGCGUACACUUCUGCUAAACCUUCCUCUCACUCCAUCAACCUUGCCCUUCCUCCUUGAAAGAGCUCGAGAUGUUGACGGCCCAACUAGACGAGCUCUGUAUACCAGGUUACUACCCACACUUGGCGAUUUCCGCCACCUGUCCCUCUCUAUGCGAGAGAAGCUACUGCGCUGGGGUAUGCGUGAUCGUGAUGACAGUGUCAGAAAGGCGGCUGGACGGCUAUUCUAUGACCGUUGGAUUGAAGACUGCGCAAGUUCGUAUAAAACAGAAGAAGAGGAAGACGGAGAGAGGUCUUCAUCCCCCACAAUUGCCGCUCUCACUGAGCUUUUGGAGCGAAUUGAUGUGGUGAACUCAGGGGUAGACAAUGGAAUUGCUCAUGAGGCCAUGAAGAAUUUUUGGGAAGGAAGACCUGAUUACCGUGAUUCAGUUACCUUUGAUCAUCAAUUCUGGGAGACCUUGACGGCUGAAUCCGCAUUUAUGGCCCGAAGUUUCAAUUCUUUCUGCAGACAGGAGGGCAACGGGAAACUCGAAGACCUAGCCGAUGAAAAAAUCCCCGAAGUCACUGCUAUGGCAUUUUAUCUGCACAAGUACACGAAUGUGCUUCUUACGCGAUUAAACAAUCCCGAGGAUGCAGAGGGAGGAGAGGAGCAGACCAUGGAAUACGAAUUCAUAGUUGAACAGUUGCUCUAUAUUUGCCUCACACUUGAUUACAGUGACGAGGUUGGGCGAAGGAAAAUGUUUUCUCUCCUUCGAGAAACGUUAGCUGUUCCAAACCUCCCUGAAGAGAUUACAAAACUUACAGUUGAGGUCCUACGCUGCGUUUGCAGUCCCAAUGCUGCUGGGGAAGGCGAAUUCUGCAGUGUAGUCCUUGAAGCUGUUGCUGAAGUCCACGACACGAUUGUUUCGGAAGACAGUUUUGUGUCGGCUAAAUCAGAAAUUAGCGAAGACAGUAACCAGCCAGUCCAAAAGGAUAAACGCAAAAGCGGUGCGGGACGAGGCGAUGAUGAAGAUGAAGAUAGCGAGGUGCCUUUUAACAAGGAAGAGGCCAAGGCUAAAGUUCUCAAAGAGAUUGUGGUUAACAUGAAGUGCCUCUACAUUGCGCAGUGCAUGCUUCAAAAUGUGGAGGGAAAUCUUCAAGACAACGUGCACCUCGUAACAAUGUUGAAUAACCUAGUUGUGCCUGCCGUUCGAAGUCAUGAAGCCCCUAUUCGUGAAAGAGGACUUGAAUGUUUAGGGUUAUGCUGUUUGUUAGACAAGUCCCUAGCAGAGGAAAACCUGGGGUUGUUUAUACACUGCUAUACCAAGGGUCAUGAAUCGCUCCAAGAAAUGGCACUCAGAAUUCUCUCCGACAUAAUCACAACUCAUAAUUCGUUACUUGCGCCUGUUGCUUCUGCAAAUGACCCUAACACCGUAACUCCGCCGCCAUUUCAAAAACCAUUAUUGAAGGCCUUCGCAAAAGCCUUGAAGACAUCAAACCUACCUCAUGCUCAAAGUGCAGCUGUUAUUGCGUUGAGCAAGAUGCUCCUCACGAAUGCUCUCUCCCCUUCUAACCCAUCAAUUCCUCCCUCUAUCAAGGAAUUCAAUGAUAAUUCCGUUGCAACCCUCCUACAAGCUCUUGUUCUUGCAUUCUUCAACCCAAGGACGCGAGACAACCUCACUCUCAGGCAAGCCUUGACCUAUUUCUUCCCUGUCUACUGCCAUUCACAUAUCGCCAAUGCCCAGCAUAUGCGAAGGAUUGCGGUUCCGGCCAUCCGCACCGUUCUUGCAGCUGUGGAUGAUUUUUAUGCACUUGAAGCAGAGGAGGAUAGUGAUGGUGAAAUAGAUGGAAGUGUCGGUGAAAAAGAGACGAAGGUACUCAUGUCAGGUGUCGUUGGAAUGUUGACCGAGUGGACCGACGAUCGUCGCAUUAUCGGCCUAGGUGGUGGAGGAGAUCCAUUGGCCCCAGCGAGCCUUUCGAAUAACUCGACACUCCGGCCGAGCGAGAGCCUUCACUUAGCUCUCGCCAAGGAUAUUCUACAACGAGUUCUGGGUGUAGGGGGAUUCGCUACUGCACCACGAGAGGAAAGGAAAUACUUGCUUUCGAUGCUAAGCAAGCUACACUUGCCCACCCCCGCUCCAAUGCCCUCAUCAAGAGCCAGUUCUCGUGUUCCAGAGGGAGCUCCAGAUGAAAGAGAAAGUUUGAGGUCCAGUAUCAGGACUGACAAUAUGACUUCCCAGCUCCAAGAAGAUGACGACGAGCUGCCUCUCCAGGUUAAAGACCUGCUAGAUCAAGCCAUUUCAGCGGGCGUCGCUAGUGAUGCGUCAAGCCGAAAUGCACUUGUGAAAGCAAAGAACUCUAUCCUCAAGUUGCUUGCUGGUAUUAUUAAGCCUUCGGAUAUGGAUUCCAGCACCAUGUCUGCACGGCCUGGAAGACGAGAAAGGGUCCGUGUCAAGGAUGAGCCAAUUGAGGAAGAAGAUGAAAAUGAAGUGACUGUAAUGUCACAGGCGAGCAGGGCCAGUUCAGUAGCAACAAGCAAUAUCAGCCGCAUUGAGGAGGAAGAUGAAGGCGAGGAGACGGAGACGGAAAAGAGACGAUCAUCAGCUCGCAGGUCAGAAAGUGUGGCCAGUACAGCUGAGGGUGAUAAUACAGAGUAA